This is a messenger RNA of Rattus norvegicus (Norway rat), 1557 nucleotides long. RefSeq names its product tRNA methyltransferase 11 (gene Trmt11). Gene Ontology annotation, molecular function: tRNA (guanine(10)-N2)-methyltransferase activity; nucleic acid binding; S-adenosylmethionine-dependent methyltransferase activity. Gene Ontology annotation, cellular component: cytoplasm; tRNA methyltransferase complex. NCBI's taxonomy places the organism in Eukaryota, Metazoa, Chordata, Mammalia, Rodentia, Muridae. The record is from RefSeq and is marked validated.
GCCGGUGGAGGCCGCGCAGGCGUACCAUAGUAGCCGCAAUGGCGCUGCCGGGCUCCUUGAAUCGCUAUCUGCUGCUCAUGGCACAGGAGCACCUGGAGUUCCGCCUGCCGGAAAUAACGUCUUUACUCUCGCUGUUUGGAGGCCAGUUCACUAGCAGUCAGGAGACAAAGUCUCCAUUUUGGAUUCUUAACAUUCCCUCUGAAGAUAUUGCAAGAAACUUAAUGAAACGCACUGUGUGUGCCAAGUCUUUAUUUGAACUAUGGGGUCAUGGAAAAUCUCCCGAGGAGCUGUAUUCUUCUCUUAAAAGUUACCCCGUGGAGAAGAUGGUUCCAUUUCUGCAUUCGGACUCGACAUAUAAAAUAAAGAUUCACACAUUUAAUAAAACAUUAACUCAAGAAGAAAAAGUGGAGCGGAUAGACGCACUUGAAUUCCUGCCAUUCGAAGGAAAAGUAAACUUAAAGAAACCACAGCAUGUAUUCUCCAUUUUGGAGGACUAUGGUUUGGACCCAAACUGUAUCCCCGAGAAUCCACACAAUAUUUAUUUUGGCAGAUGGAUUGCAGAUGGACAAAGAGAGUUAAUUGAGUCCUACAGUGUCAAAAAGAGACAUUUUAUUGGAAAUACAAGUAUGGAUGCUGGUUUAUCGUUCAUCAUGGCCAACCAUGCAAAAGUGAAAGAAAAUGAUCUUGUCUUUGACCCCUUUGUUGGAACAGGUGGCCUCCUGAUAGCAUCUGCUCACUUCGGUGCAUAUGUAUGUGGGACAGACAUAGACUACAACACGGUUCAUGGCUUGGGAAAGGCUAGUAGGAAAAACCAGAAGUGGCGUGGACCAGAUGAAAACAUCAGGGCAAAUCUUCGUCAGUAUGGCCUAGAGAAGUUUUACCUUGAUGUCUUGGUUUCAGACGCAUCUAAGCCUUCCUGGAGGAAGGGAACAUAUUUUGAUGCAAUCAUCACAGAUCCUCCAUAUGGUAUCAGGGAAUCUACAAGAAGGACGGGUUCACAGAAGGAAAUACUGAAGGGAAUAGAAAAAUGUCCAGAAAGCCACGUUCCUGUCUCCUUGACUUAUCACCUGAGUGACAUGUUUUUGGACCUGAUCAAUUUUGCCGCUGAGACCCUCGUACUGGGUGGAAGACUAGUUUAUUGGCUACCAGUCUACACACCAGAGUACACCGAGAAGAUGGUGCCUUGGCACCCCUGCCUGAGACUUGUUAGCAACUGCGAACAGAAGCUUUCCAGUCACACAGCAAGGCGCUUGAUCACGAUGGAAAAGGUGAAGGAGUUUGAGAACCCGGACGAGUAUUCACGACUGCUGAGUGAUCAUUUUCUGCCAUACCAAGGACAUAAUUCUUUCCGUGAGAAAUAUUUUAGUGGCGUGACAAAAAGAAUUGCCACGGAAGAACAGUGUAGCCACGAAGGAAAGCUCUGACACUGGCCAUCGGGAAAGGAGGAGUGUUUUAUAAAGAGGCUUCAGAUGUGGAUGUGUAUGAUUUAAAAACCUGCGCUGAUUUACAAUUUUUAUAUAAAUAAUGGCUAUUAUUCAAAAGUGAAUAAUUUCAAAA